UAAUUUUUUUUAUUAAUAAACUUUUUUAGUAGUGUUUAUAGAAAAUGUUUUUAAGGAGGUAUGAAUCAUUGGAGAAUAGUUGUUAUGGAGUAGUAAUGAAAUUUCUGUCAAACAUAAUCAUAGGAGAAUGCAAAUUGCAAAUUAAAUCAAAAAGGGAUAAACUUUUAAAACUGACAAGCCAAUUAUUCUUUUCAAGUUCGAACUCAUUCUCAAAGAACAACGCUUUUUAUUUUACCCACUCUUUGGAAUACAGAGCGCAAGACACAAAAAUGAUGGUCCUGUUUCCACCAGUUCCUCCAUUUAAUGAAUACGACUCAAACUUUCAGUCGAACAAUACAUUAAAUAUGAAUUAUCUCACACCAAUAUUCCUUAUAUCCAACCCUUUUUUCAUACCGUCUGUGCUUCAUUGGUACAAAUCAUGUAUAUACAAUAACGGGAAAAUUAUGGAAAGUUUGGAAAACUAUUUAUUUCUGUUUAACUAUUACAAAGGAGAUAUACCAUUGGGUAAUAAAACUAGCCCACUCGAUAAGCAUUCGGAAGUAAUUAUUCCAUCAAAAUAAAGCGUUUUAAUGAGAA
This is a messenger RNA of Cimex lectularius (bed bug), 576 nucleotides long. RefSeq lists its product as uncharacterized. The transcript is spliced from 4 exons. Lineage: Eukaryota; Metazoa; Arthropoda; Insecta; Hemiptera; Cimicidae. The record is from RefSeq and is a predicted model, not a curated record. The coding region runs from base 45 to 560 and encodes 171 amino acids.